AUGGCAAACCAGCCCCCCACCGGCCGUCGACCCUGGUUCCGGCUGGCGUCCCAGGUCCUAAGGGAGUCGACAGCGCCGCUUCAACCUGUCCAGACUCCCCUCGUAAGGCAACCUGGUGCAGUACUUCCGCCACAGUCUCAGCCCCCACCGGUGCAACCACAGCCACAGGCACCAAGACCACCAUCACCAGCCCAGCCCCAGCCUCCGCGUGAGCCCACACCACCGCCGCCGCCACCGCCGCCGGCGGCGGCAGCCCAACCCUCCGUAACUCCUCCGCAAGCGGAAUCAACAGAGCCUGCAUCGCCGUCUGGCGUGCCACCCAAACAACCAUCCUCGCCUCCACCACCCCUCAGGCCCAUAAAAACCUCCCGAUCCCCUCCUCCCCAGUCUCCCAAGGUCAAGUCUCCCUCCCCAAUACCCUCCCCGUCCCCUAGGUACGACUCUGGUGACCGCACUCUAAAACCGAGUCCAGAGCCUGAACUGAAGACCAUACCAGAAGCCCAGCCAAAGAGCACCACCAACAACGACAAAGGAGAGCCAUACAAGAAUGCCCGCAACGGCGAGCCGAAGCGUGGCACAUCUCAGGCUGACACGAGAGCCCCCCCUCCUUCCCCUAAGAGGGAAGCCAAGAAGAAAGAUGAGGGUGACAUGAGAAUGAUUACCAUUGCAGGAGACAACAUGGGGGCCUCCAUGGAUCUGGGUCCUCUUUACAGCAGAAAGCAGCAGCAGCAGAAGAGCAAUGCCAGCCUCCCCAAAAGAGGCCAGGCGAGUGAUUCUGCGACUGACGAUGGAAAAUCCAGUGACAAGAACGGAGCCAGAGCAGCAGCAAAGGCGAAGCCCAUAACCUCUCUGGUGAACGGCAACGUGCAGGGCGUCAACAAUUCCAUCGUCUUCAACAGCACCUAUUCCUAUCGCAGCCCCGGCGUGCACAUCGCCCUCAGUAGCCACCGCAACCCCAAGAGCAAGGCUCAUCCACCUCCCCAAUGA
Molecule: messenger RNA, 987 nt
Organism: Phoenix dactylifera (date palm)
Lineage: Eukaryota; Viridiplantae; Streptophyta; Magnoliopsida; Arecales; Arecaceae
Source: RefSeq, a predicted model, not a curated record